This is a messenger RNA of Emiliania huxleyi CCMP1516, 252 nucleotides long. RefSeq lists its product as hypothetical. The transcript has 2 exons. Gene Ontology annotation, cellular component: cytoplasm; nucleus; cyclin-dependent protein kinase holoenzyme complex. Gene Ontology annotation, biological process: regulation of gene expression; signal transduction; protein phosphorylation. Gene Ontology annotation, molecular function: cyclin binding; cyclin-dependent protein serine/threonine kinase activity; ATP binding. Lineage: Eukaryota; Haptophyta; Isochrysidales; Noelaerhabdaceae. The record is from RefSeq and is a predicted model, not a curated record. The annotation marks the transcript as partial.
CAGAAGCUCGGCGAGGGGACCUUUGGCGAGGUGUACAUAGCGACGCACGAGCGGACCGGCGAGACGGCCGCGCUCAAAAAGAUCAAGCUCGAGUGCGAGGACGAGGGCGUGCCGGGCACGACGCUGCGCGAGGUCUCCCUGCUCAAGGAGCUGCAGCACCCGAAUGUCGUCCAGCUCAAGGACGUGUUCUACAUGCCCAACGACAACAAGCUGUACCUAUGCUUCGAGUACUGCGACUACGACCUCAAAAAG